Molecule: messenger RNA, 2460 nt
Organism: Schistocerca serialis cubense
Lineage: Eukaryota; Metazoa; Arthropoda; Insecta; Orthoptera; Acrididae
Product: Down syndrome cell adhesion molecule-like protein Dscam2
Exons: 13
Coding region: 1-2460 (819 amino acids)
Molecular function (GO): protein binding
Source: RefSeq, a predicted model, not a curated record
AUGGCAUACAGGUGGUACCGCAGCGUGGAGGGCCGAAGCCAGCCGGUUUCCUUGGAGAGCGGCAGCCGCAUCCGGCAGGUGGGCGGCAGCCUGUACGUGGGCGGCGCGCUGCUGCGAGACUCGGGCCGCUACGUCUGCGUAGUCAACAACUCGGUGGGUGCCGAGCGCGCCUCCACCUCGCUGCUCGUCACCACGCCGUUGUCGGCGUACAUGGUUCCACAGCAGCAGACUGUGGACGUGGGGCGGUCUGCACAGCUAAACUGCUCCACCGAGGGCUACCCCCAGCUGGCCGUCUCCUGGCUCAAGGAUGGUCAGCCACUGCACACCUCCAGCAGGGUCAAGCUUGCCUCGGCGCAGACUCUCCGAAUAGAACACGUGGAGAGGUCAGACCGAGGGAUGUACCAGUGCGUGGUGUCCAACAACGAGGAGACGGCGCAGGGCACUGCGGAGAUCAGGCUGGGAGGUGAGCCCUUCCAGGCAGCACCGACUGCUCUGUACUACCCCUGCGAGCUCUCGUCUCACUGGUAUCCUUGCAAACACCGCCAGUCUAUAAUCGACUCGUCGCCGGUGCUGGUGUCUGCGUUCAGCAGUGCGACGCUGCAGCCGGGAGACACUUGGUCAGCCCAGUGCGAGGCCGCCGGCUCCCCGCUGCCGUCCGUGUCGUGGCUGCUGGACGGACAGUCGCUGCAUUCCUCCGCCGUGCCAGGGGAGCGCAGGGUGGAGGUGGGCCGCCACCCGCUUGUGGUGGCAGUGACGGUGCAGGCUGGCGGCGUUUCGGUGACGGGGCGGCUGUCGCUGUCAGGACUGCGGACGACGGACGCGGGGGUGUACGAGUGCGUGGCCAGCAACGCGGUGGGGGAGGCGCGCCACGCAGCCCCUCUGCACGUGCUGGGCCCGCCCCACGUGCGGCCCAUGCGCGACGCGAGGCUGGUCGCCAGGGAGGACGCCACCUUCCACUGCCGCGUCACCGGCUACCCCAUCAGCGAGGUCCACUGGGAGAGGGAAGGUAAGGUUCUGCCGGAAAAUCAUCGUCAGCAAGUAUUUCCAAAUGGAACUCUCGUUAUCAAGGAUGUACGGAAACAUGCGGAUGAAGGAGGCUACGUGUGUGUCGCUACUAACCCGCAAGGCCAGACUUCGAGGAGCAAAAUGAAUGUUCAGAUAAUGGAGGCACCAGAGAUUGAUCCAAUUGUAAUCAAACGUGACUUGCAACUGGGAAUGCGGAUGCGUCUCGUCUGUGUAGUAAGUAAAGGGGACUUCCCAAUACGGAUUCAGUGGCUAAAAGAUGGAAGUCCCAUACCAGAGGAUCAAGACAUUGCUGAGAAGAUCCUAGAUGAGUACUCGAGUACACUGAGUUUCAGCAGUCUGGCUGUUAAACACAAUGGAAAUUAUACCUGCCACGCUUCAAAUGCUGCUGCAUCCAGGAACUACUCUGUGGAAGUAAUUGUAAAUGUACCACCUACAUGGAGAGUGGAACCCCACGAUAUGGAGGUAAUAGCUGGACAACGUGUCAUGCUGGCCUGUGCUGCGGAGGGGUCUCCAGCACCACAUAUUCACUGGAUGAAGGACACGGGUUCCCUGCCUCCUCAGUAUCAGGAACUGGAUAACACAAGGAUGAACUACAAGAUUCUUCAGAAUGGAAGCCUUCUGAUCCAUAGUGUUCAACCAGAUGACAGAGGAUAUUACUUGUGCCAGGCAUCAAAUGGAAUUGACUCAGGUCUCAGUAAAGUGGCACAUCUUUCUGUUCAUGUUCCUCCGAGAUUCUCUACACACACUACAAAUGUUACAGUACCAAAGGGAAGCACUGCUAUACUUAACUGCACAGUGGCUGCUGACAAACCAAUAUCCGUUACCUGGUACCAAAAUAAUCAUGAACUUAAGCCUAAGCAACACCCAAAAAUAAAUAUUAAAAAAGAGAAUACAAGCAAAGGAGUAACAUCAACACUCAUGUUUAAACAUGUUCGCAGAGAAGAUACUUCAUCCUUUAUUUGUGUUGCCUCAAACAAAUAUGGAAAGGACCAAUUAGAAAUGAAACUUAUUGUCCAGGAAACUCCAGAACCACCUACUAAUGUUCGUGUAAAUAACUUCACAAGCCGAUCAGUCUCUCUCAGUUGGGAGCAGCCAUAUAAUGGAAACAGUGCCAUUGGAGCUUACAUAGUGCAGUAUAAGAACACAACAGUUCCUUGGCACCAGAAUGUUGUCCAGGUUGUAGUUAGAGGAGAUCAGCUGAAUGUUACCCUCAAAGAUCUGAAACCUGCAAAUGGUUACCAGUUCCAAAUUAGAGCAGAAAAUUCUGUUGGUGUAUCCAACGCAAGUGAAACAGUAACUUUGACUACGCUGGAAGAAAUACCAGAAGCACCACCGAGGGACAUCGAGAUUAAAGUGAAAGAUUCCAAAACACUUCUAGUGACCUGGAAGCAAAACAGGAAAAACUGGAGUGAGCUCACAGUCACACUGUUAUAA